ACAUGAUAUGCCCAACAUGGGCAUCCAAAUUUUGGUGGUUCUCUAAUUUUGUGUUUGUGAAUCGAAGAAACUGGUGAUAUCGAGCGAAGAUGAUCGAAGUGGUGUUGAACGAUCGGUUGGGAAAGAAAGUGCGCGUAAAAUGCAAUGAAGAUGACACGAUUGGAGACCUGAAGAAGCUGGUGGCCGCUCAGACUGGUACCCGCCCUGACAAAAUCCGCAUUCAGAAAUGGUACAAUAUUUACAAGGAUCACAUCACUCUCAAGGAUUAUGAAAUCCAUGAUGGCAUGGGCCUCGAGCUCUAUUACAAUUAACUAAACUAAUCCUGUGACUCAUGUUCAUGUUGUAUUUGGACAUAUACAGUGUAACAGUCUGGUUUGUAUGCCCUAGCUAAUGGGUUUUGAAUGCUUAUACUAAAAAAAACUGUUUUUAUAUGAUUGCCAAUAUGAAAUUUGUUGUUUUGUGUUGCAA
Cryptomeria japonica (Japanese cedar) is the source of this 468-nucleotide messenger RNA. RefSeq names its product ubiquitin-like protein 5. The transcript has a single exon. The record is from RefSeq and is a predicted model, not a curated record. Bases 90 to 311 code for a protein of 73 amino acids. Gene Ontology annotation, biological process: protein modification process; mRNA splicing, via spliceosome. Gene Ontology annotation, molecular function: protein tag activity; protein binding. Lineage: Eukaryota; Viridiplantae; Streptophyta; Pinopsida; Cupressales; Cupressaceae. Gene Ontology annotation, cellular component: cytoplasm; nucleus.